CAAAGGAGCAGAUUCCUCUUCCCUGGCUCCUGCAGAAACCUGCUCCCCCCCCGACUGAACGUCUCCUCUUCAGAAGAAGCCAUGGCUGAGGGGAGCUGCUUCGGUGCGUUGUAGCUGUUUGGGAUGACCAGGGCUGAACAUCGCGUCACAGAGGGAGAGGGACACAGUGAAGAAGAAAGACUCGCUGGAGGAGGGACAACAUCUGCUGGGAGAGGAUAAGAUCAGCAGCCCAUCUGGAUCUGAACAGGGAACCUACUGGACCUCUCUCUGUGGAAGGAAAGGAAUUUCCCUCACUUCUGAGGAGCUGUAACAGACUUUCAACUUUUCUUUUCUCAAUCACUGGUUGUGACCGUUUCCAAGAGGGACGAGCGUCAUGUGCCAUGUCAUCGUAACGUGCCGCUCCAUGCUCUGGACACUGCUCAGCAUCGUGGUGGCCUUUGCUGAGCUCAUCGCCUUCAUGAGUCCUGAUUGGCUGCUGGGAUUCCCCCGCUCGGACUCCGAUGUGAGUGGUGAGGGAGUGGAUACCGGGGAGUACCGGCCGUCGCUCGGCCUCUACAGCCGCUGCCUGCAGGUCGGGGCUCGGGGGGUAGGGGUGAGCUGUGGGCCGUACGCCGGGACGUUUGGGGAAGUGGCCAGUGGCUUCUGGAAGGCGGCCAUGUUGUUUCUGGCCGCUGGGACAUUGGUGCUGGGCUGCGUGGCCUGUAUCUCCAUCUUCAGCUUGUGUUUCCAGAGCAUCCUGAAGAAAAGCAUAUUCAACAUCUGUGGGCUGCUCCAGGCUAUCGCAGGCCUGCUGCUGAUGGUGGGACUCAUGCUGUACCCUGCCGGCUGGGGUUCAGAGAAGGUCAUCGGCUACUGUGGCCCCGAGGCCUCGCCCUUCAGGCCGGCUCUGUGCUCGCUCGGCUGGGCGUUCUACGCGGCGAUAGGAGGAACGCUGGCGACCUUCCUGUGCUCGGUUCUGUCCGCGCAGGCCGAGGUCGCCACCUCCAGCGAUAAGGUUCAGGAGGAGAUCGAGGAGGGGAAGAGUCUGAUAUGUCUGCUCUGAGCCUCAAGGGACGUUGUGAUUUUCUUCACGAAUCAGCUGAUUGAUAAAGAGAAAGGUUUUGUAACAGCUUUUUAAAACAUUAGGUGGUGUACUUACUUGCUGAAGCCCACCUGAGGCCAAGAAACGUCAUCCAUACACUUAUUCUGUGUUUUUUCUUUUUGGGGGUUAUUUUUUACCAAGAUACUGUUUAUUUUUGUAAUAAUUCUUGCCGUAAACAAACCACUGUACUAGGAUAGUAGGAGAUAUGCGUGUGUUGUUGUGGACAGGUUCAACACUGCUGCCAGCGAAACAGUGUGUAGGAUUGUAAAUGUCAUUAAAAUGUUAAUUUACACGGUUCACCUGCAAACCUCAACAAACCACUGAAUACUAGCAGAUGUGCCCACGAAAGUAAAACCCCAACAAUGUGUGUCUGUGUGUGUGUGUCUUUUUGUGCGUGUGUGUGUGAUAGGCGUUCACUGUUGAGGUUUUCCAACUGUCCAAAUGAUCUGAUUCUGCGGCUCAGCAGGACAGUCAGAUUUAAGGGAUUUGCUGACUUCAAAAGACGUUCCUUCGCUUAAAUGGAUUUUUCGUGGCUCUAUCGUAGCUUAAGAACUGGCAGAGUGUGUGCGGAGACUUUCCAUAUGUUUCACU
Messenger RNA from Limanda limanda (common dab), 1672 nucleotides. RefSeq names its product LHFPL tetraspan subfamily member 2a protein-like. Gene Ontology annotation, cellular component: membrane. The transcript is spliced from 3 exons. Bases 374 to 1042 code for a protein of 222 amino acids. NCBI's taxonomy places the organism in Eukaryota, Metazoa, Chordata, Actinopteri, Pleuronectiformes, Pleuronectidae. The record is from RefSeq and is a predicted model, not a curated record.